This is a messenger RNA of Eruca vesicaria subsp. sativa (arugula), 1153 nucleotides long. NCBI's taxonomy places the organism in Eukaryota, Viridiplantae, Streptophyta, Magnoliopsida, Brassicales, Brassicaceae. The record is from the annotation of a GenBank genome assembly.
AUGAACGAGCCAUUGUCAGUUGUGCAAGGAGGGUAUGGUUCAGGUAAAACAGCUCCAGGAAGAUGCUCUAAAUUCACAAACCCUAAUUGCAUCGCCGGAGAUGGAGCCACCGAGCCUUAUAUUGUCGGUCAUAACCUCAUCCUUUGUCAUGGAGCUGCCGUAGAAGUCUACAGAGAAAAAUACAAUGCAUCUCAAAAAGGUCAAGUUGGUAUUGCUUUGAACACGGCUUGGAAAUUGCCAUAUACCGAAGAAUCAGCGGAAGAUAAGUUAGCUGUGGCACGAGUCCUUGCUUUCUCAUUUGACUACUUUAUGGAGCCACUUGUGACCGGUCAAUACCCACUCGACAUGAUUAACAACGUAAAAGGUCGUUUGCCUACAUUCACUGAACAACAAUCUAAGAUGCUUAGGGGCUCAUAUGAUUUCAUUGGGAUCAAUUAUUACUCCUCCGCUUACGUAAUGGAUAUCCCCUGCUCCACCGAACAUGUUACAAUGUUCUCUGAUCCUUGUGCCAACACGACAGUUGUAAGAAAUGGAGUUCCCAUCGGUCCAAAGGCUGCAUCAGAUUGGCUUUCGAUAUAUCCAAAGGGAAUUCGUGAUCUUAUUCUUUAUACAAAAUAUAAGUUCAAAGACCCGGUCAUCUACAUAACCGAAAACGGGAGAGAUGAACUCCGUGAAGAUGUUUCUCCGGACGGAAAUAGAAUCGAUUAUUACACUCAACAUCUUGAGAUGGUUAAGGACGCGAUCUCGGUUGGAGCUAAGGUGAAGGGAUUUUUCGUAUGGUCGUUGUUGGACAACUUUGAAUGGAGCACGGGAUACACCGUACGAUUUGGGCUGGUUUACGUGGAUUUCGACGAUGGAUGUAAGAGACGCCUGAAAAAAUCGGCAAAGUGGUUCAAGAAUUUCUUGAAAUCAAAAUAAGCAAUUGAUGGCAACUGUACCUUUCGUUUGGAAAUGAUAAGGAACAUCCUAGUUUAAAUAUUUUAUAAUAAGGAUUCUUAAGAAUCUCUGAUAUUCAUCUUUUGUCUUCCGCUUUUGAGUCUGUUGCUUUUCGUUUUUACCAUCGUGAAUCCUUAAGUUUUGAGGAUGGGCUUGCAAAAUAGGCUCUUAGGGGCCUUGUAAUGUACUUGGGCUAACAACCCACUUAGGUAAUGAA